Messenger RNA from Fusarium falciforme, 933 nucleotides. RefSeq lists its product as hypothetical. Lineage: Eukaryota; Fungi; Ascomycota; Sordariomycetes; Hypocreales; Nectriaceae. The transcript has a single exon. The coding region runs from base 115 to 933 and encodes 272 amino acids. Gene Ontology annotation, biological process: coenzyme A biosynthetic process. Gene Ontology annotation, molecular function: ATP binding; dephospho-CoA kinase activity. The record is from RefSeq and is a predicted model, not a curated record.
GGUAAUUGCAUCAUCCCACCAGCGGCUAUCAGAUCAUCAUUCAACCUCACUUCAUCCAAAGAGACUCUAUUUCAUUUCAUCCCUAACUCAAUCAAUUGGCGGACAUCCGAAACCAUGCUUCUCAUCGGCCUCACGGGCUCGAUUGCCACCGGCAAAUCGACAGUCUCAUCGAUACUUGCCUCAGAGCCGUUCAAGCUCCCAAUCGUGGAUGCCGACAUCCUGGCACGCAAGGUCGUAGAGCCUGGUACUCGCGGAUACAAUGCCAUCGUGAAGCACUUUGGACCUACGACACCCGAUCUUCUCGUUGAGCCGUCAGAGGAUAUGCCCGAGAAUGGCCCCGAUGGCAAAGGCAGGCCAUUGAACAGACCCGCUCUGGGACGCCGUGUAUUCGGAGAUAGCGAGGAGCGCAAGAAGGACAGGGCAGUUCUUAAUGGGAUCGUGCACCCGGCCGUGCGAUGGGAGAUGUUCAAGAUGGUUGUCGGGUGUUACUUCCGGGGUCACUGGGCCGUGGUGCUCGACAUCCCCCUCCUCUUCGAGAGCGGCCUCGACAGGUUCUGCGGCGUGACGGCUGUUGUGGCAGUCCGCGACCCGGCUAUUCAGAUGCAACGACUUCGCGCGCGCGACCCGCAUCUCAGCGCCGAAGACGCCGAGAACCGGGUGCGCAGCCAGACCGACGUGAGGGAGAAGGCCCGCCGGUGUGAGGAGCGAGGAGAGGGCAAGGGCGUGGUGCUCUGGAACGACGGGACAAAAGAGGAGCUGAGGGAGCAGCUGGACAAGGCGAUUGGGGCGAUGAGGAAGACGAGCCCGGACUGGUGGUCAUGGUUCCUGCUUGGUUGUCCUCCGGUGGCAGUUGCUAUUGCGGCGUGGAGGUUUUGGCAGAAUAUUAUUAUUAACGAGGAGUGGGAGGAGAAGAAGUUGAAGCACAAGUUGUGA